Molecule: messenger RNA, 240 nt
Organism: Plasmodium vinckei vinckei
Lineage: Eukaryota; Apicomplexa; Aconoidasida; Haemosporida; Plasmodiidae
Product: conserved protein, unknown function
Exons: 3
Coding region: 1-240 (79 amino acids)
Source: RefSeq, a predicted model, not a curated record
AUGGAAAACCAAAAAAAAAAUGAUUCAAAGGAUUCAGUAAAGGCACAUUUUGAAGCGAUUGAAGAAUGUAAGGAUAAAAAAGAAAAGUAUGUAAGAUGUUUCAAUAAUUGGUAUAGAAACAAUUUCCUUAAAGGGGAUUUAACACAAGCCUGUGAUGAUUAUUAUGAGGACUAUCAAAUAUGCAUAAUAAAUGAUUUGAAUAAAAAGGGUUUAGGUCAUUUGCGUGAUUUGAACAAGUAA